Molecule: messenger RNA, 2160 nt
Organism: Fusarium keratoplasticum
Lineage: Eukaryota; Fungi; Ascomycota; Sordariomycetes; Hypocreales; Nectriaceae
Exons: 3
Coding region: 1-2160 (719 amino acids)
Source: RefSeq, a predicted model, not a curated record
AUGAGCCACGGAGAGAGCUCCAGGCGCCCUAGCCUGAGGUCAGAGACCACAGAUGCCCCGAAAAGCAGGCGAUCCCGAGGUCAGACCUUGCCCGAGAUCUUAGGGCCGCCCAAGCACGACCACGGCCGAGUGCUCUCCAGACGCAUCAUCCGGACAGAUUCAGAAUACGAAGACUCCCGGACCAGACGACGACCUCCGCUAAGGCCCCCGGCGGAGAUGGAUAGAGAGCGGCGCGUUUCUUCAGACGAAGAAAGUGACUCUUGGGAGUCUUAUUCUUCUUCCGAUGACCACUUUGACUUGAUAUGCAACCCGCGCCACACCAAGGAUGUUUCAGUUCGACUCGAGUACGACGUCUUUCAAGACCUGGACGAUGAGUUAGAAGAGAUCAACCGGUUUGUCCGUCGAGGCGAGUUUGGAGCUGCCAAAGCUUUCUUCAACGAGAAUCUCCUGGCUCACAUCACCUCCCCUUGGGUCUUUGUCCAAUACGCUGAGAUGCUCUUCGAGAUGGGUGACUACAAGUCUCUUCUUUUACUUGACCCUGAACCUGUAUUCCGCAUCAUGUUAUCCGGAAUAGGGGACGAACAUCUUGAACCGAUUAGAAGACUUGAGAUCAAUUGGAGACUACUCAAGGCAUCUUGUCUAUCUCGCAGUCAGCAUGAGCUCGGGCCUGUCCUGGAUGAGAUUUGCCGGCCCCGCGAGAUCGUACCAGUGCGAGAAGACGUGGGAUCAACAGAGAUUCGCAUCAUUUGUCUGGCUAUGACCCUGAUGCACCUUUCGAAUAGACGAAGUGUUCUCGUAAUAGAACUCUCGAGAAAUUUGGCAAACUGGGGAAACUGGAAGCAUGUAUACGAACUGCUCCAGGCCCAAGGCCGCAUAUGGGACUUCCGAGAUCUUUUCACCACAUCCUGUAUGUACUUCGGUAUCGAGAGCGCCGAAGAGCAACUCCUUGGGUCGAGGUCCAUCCUUCAAGCGAUCGCUGAAGACUGGGUGCUGGUAAUGGACGAUGACGAGUCCACUCUGCUGGCCAUUAUUGAUCUCCUAACGACCAUUGCGCUCCAUGCCUUCAGCCAUGCCGAAGGCCAGCUGCUCUCUAAGAGAUACCUCGUCUACGCCAGCACCCUCGUUGAAACUGUCAUGACGAAACAUCCCCGCUACACCAAGACUCGGCCUUUCCUCCAGUUCAUCGUCGCUCAAUCAUCUAUAUCACUACAAACGGGUAAUGGAAGCCAAUUGCCGUACAGCUAUCUUGACGACUUUCCCGGCUUAGUAAGUUGCGCAUCGGUCCUUGAACUGCCAUUUUACGUACCAGUUCACCAGGAAAAUCCUGGAUGGAAUCCUCCGGAUCUUCCAGAAAGCUCCAUCGGGCCUCUUCAAAUGACAUUGGAAGCUUCCAGGGGGUUGGAUGACUAUCGAACUCAGGCGCUGUGCCUCAAGGCACUCGCCGUGAGGAGUCGUGAGCCAUCCAGAUUUUUUGAAGAGUUGGUCCGCCUUCAAAAGGCGAUACAGCAAGACAUGGAUGGCUAUUUAACAACUUGUCUCUCCAAGUAUCUGAUUUCAAAUGACAGGGACUCAAAGGAAAUUCUUCUGGAAGAAUUGAACCGUUUUGGGUGGUGGCAGGAGACAUCAAAUUUGCUCAGACCGGAGAAAAGCUGCGCGCGAGACAUCAUCCAGCAGGCUCUGUCCGCUCCACAUCAAACCCAUGUCUCAAAGAGUGUUGAGGCAGGUUUUCGGCACUACGGCUCGCUUUCAGACUCUUUCAAACGGUUCAUUGAACAUAUGAGAAUGCAACAGAUACCACUGCCCAGGCCCUCGACAGCUUUUCGACUACCACCAACACCUGUAUUCAUACCACCCCGACGGCCGGUCUCUGAACGACAGUCCGCUCCUGGUUACCACUCUGAUGACAGUCAAGACGACUCUGGGGAAGAUCAUGAUACAGCUCGAAUGAGACGCUCCCGAGAGCGAAUGCGGGCAAUUCCAGAGGAAAAGGAACAACAGCAAGUUGAUCAUUUCACAGGCGCUACGGAGGAUCGCAUAAUAUCAGGUGAAACGAGAUCUCCGCCGUUGCGGAUCGAAUCUAGGGCGCCGCCUACUACUUCAAUCACCUCCAGGCCCACCAUAGAGGAUGAAGCUAGAGAUGAGCGAAACCACCUAGACUAG